Messenger RNA from Photinus pyralis (common eastern firefly), 666 nucleotides. Its product is annotated as peptidoglycan-recognition protein 1-like. The transcript is spliced from 4 exons. The record is from RefSeq and is a predicted model, not a curated record. Bases 68 to 649 code for a protein of 193 amino acids. Lineage: Eukaryota; Metazoa; Arthropoda; Insecta; Coleoptera; Lampyridae. Gene Ontology annotation, molecular function: N-acetylmuramoyl-L-alanine amidase activity; zinc ion binding; peptidoglycan binding. Gene Ontology annotation, biological process: innate immune response; peptidoglycan catabolic process.
AAGUAAUCACUUUCUGCUGACAGCUUAAUUGAGUAAUUCUCAUACAGGCAACAGUUAGUCUUAGAAAAUGCAGAAUACUGCACUAAUUAUUGUGCUCCUAAUUGCACCUAUUUUUGGAGAUUGGAAGCAUGGUUUUCCAAAGGUGUGCCCUCAUAUUAUACCUAAAAAUGAGUGGGGUGCAAGAGGGGCUAAACAGUUCGACUAUUCUCUAACUCCCUUAGAUUUUGUAAUAAUUCAUCAUACGUUGACACCCGAAUGCCAUAGCAUGCUUAAAUGUUCAGAAUUAUUAAAAAGUAUGCAGAAUUAUCACAUGGACGAUCAUGAAUUGUACGACAUCAUUUAUAACUUUCUAAUAGGAGGUGAUGGAUCUGUGUACGAAGGUCGGGGUUGGCACAAAGUUGGAAGUCACACCAAGGGUUAUAAUAGCAAAUCUUUAGGCAUAGCCUUCAUUGGGAAGUUCACAGACAAACUGCCGAAUACUAAACAAUUGAAAGUAGGUAAAGAUUUAAUACAAUGUGCAAAGGAACUACAAGAAAUUAGCUCCAAUUACAAACUAUACGGUGCGAGACAGCUCAGUGCAACUCACAGUCCCGGGUUAAUGCUUUAUCAAGAAAUACAAAAAUGGCCUAACUUUAAUAAAUGUGUUUGAAAUAAAGGAUGUGUAGA